Messenger RNA from Chinchilla lanigera (long-tailed chinchilla), 3032 nucleotides. It is a transcript of the gene Kcna5, whose product is annotated as potassium channel, voltage gated shaker related subfamily A, member 5. The record is from RefSeq and is a predicted model, not a curated record. The transcript has a single exon. The coding region runs from base 417 to 2237 and encodes 606 amino acids. Gene Ontology annotation, molecular function: delayed rectifier potassium channel activity; protein binding. Gene Ontology annotation, cellular component: membrane; voltage-gated potassium channel complex. Gene Ontology annotation, biological process: protein homooligomerization; potassium ion transmembrane transport. Lineage: Eukaryota; Metazoa; Chordata; Mammalia; Rodentia; Chinchillidae.
GGUACAACCUGUUCCUCCCUCCUCGCGGUUCCCUCCCUCCUGCCGCUGGACCACAACCUUCUGGGCCUCUCCUGUCCUGGGUCCUGGGCGCCAGCUGUGCCCUCCUGGGUGACACCCGCGCAGGCAGUGCGGGGAAGCUGGAGGAGGCGGAGACCGAGGCGCGGUGGGCGGAGGCCGCGCGGCGCUGGAGAGAGGGGCAGCUAAAGGUUGCAUCCGCGGGAAGGAGGCUUUUUGGCUGCUUGGUAACGGCUUCUAGAACCAAGAGAGGCAGAGAGCGAGGCGGCAGCAGCCUGACGUCAGGACCCAGCGUGCCAGCAGCCACUGCCCGUCCGACACAGACCUGCGGCGGCGGGAGAGGAGAGGACUGAGUGGGGCGCCGAGCCCGCGGGGCUCAGCAUGCGCCCUGCCCCCGGGCCAUGGAGAUCGCCCUGGUGCCCCUGGAGAACGGCGGGGCCAUGACCUUGCCAGAAGCAGACGAGGCCCAGGCAGGUUGCGGGCUGACCGCAGCGGGAGCGCUCUUGUGCCCUCCGACGGCGGUUCUGGGCGAUUCGCCCCCGGAGUCCAGGGCCAGCGGCGCGGAGAGGGGAGCGGACCCAGGCGCGCAGCCACUGCCUCCGCUUCCUCCGCUGCUCCCGGAGCUGCCACAGCCUCCACGGCGGUCUCCAGAGGGUCAGGACGAGGACGGAGAGGGAGACCCCGGCCCAGGCGUGCCGGAAGACCAGACCCUGGACGCGGGAGCCCUGCAUCACCAGCGCGUCCUCAUCAACAUCUCCGGGCUGCGCUUCGAGACGCAGCUGGGCACCCUGGCUCAGUUCCCCAACACACUCCUUGGGGACCCAGCCAAGCGCCUGCGCUACUUCGACCCGCUCCGCAACGAGUAUUUCUUCGACCGCCACCGGCCCAGCUUCGACGCCAUCCUCUACUACUACCAGUCCGGGGGCCGCCUGCGCAGGCCGGUCAAUGUCUCCAUGGACGUGUUCGUGGAUGAGAUCCGCUUCUACCAGCUGGGGGAAGAGGCCUUGGAGCGCUUCCGGGAGGAUGAGGGCUUCCUUAAAGAAGAAGAGAAACCGCUGCCCCGAAAUGAGUUCCAGCGCCAGGUGUGGCUCAUCUUCGAGUACCCGGAGAGCUCAGGGUCCGCACGCGCCAUCGCCAUCGUCUCCGUGCUGGUCAUCCUCAUCUCCAUCGUCACCUUCUGCCUGGAGACGCUGCCCGAGUUCCGGGAUGAACGAGAACUGCUCCGCCAGACCCCGGUUCCCCACCAGCUUCCUGUGCCCGCCCCGGGGGUCAACGGUAGCUGGGCCACGGCACCGCUCAACGGCCCCACCGUGGCAUCCCUCCUGCCCAGGACCCUGGCAGACCCUUUUUUCAUUGUCGAGACUACGUGUGUCAUCUGGUUCACCUUUGAGCUGCUUGUGCGCUUCUUCGCCUGCCCCAGCAAGGCCGAGUUCUCGCGGAACAUCAUGAACAUCAUCGACAUCGUGGCCAUCUUCCCCUACUUCAUCACCCUGGGCACGGAGCUGGCCGAGCAAGAGCCAGGGGGUGGAUUAGGCGGUGGCCAGAACGGGCAGCAGGCCAUGUCCCUGGCCAUCCUCAGGGUGAUCCGCCUGGUCCGGGUGUUCCGCAUCUUCAAGCUCUCCCGCCACUCCAAGGGGCUGCAGAUCCUGGGCAAGACCUUGCAGGCCUCCAUGAGGGAGCUGGGGCUGCUCAUCUUCUUCCUCUUCAUCGGAGUCAUCCUCUUUUCCAGCGCCGUCUACUUUGCUGAGGCUGACAACAAGGGGACUCACUUCUCCAGCAUCCCGGAUGCCUUCUGGUGGGCGGUGGUGACCAUGACCACCGUAGGCUAUGGGGACAUGAGGCCCAUCACCGUGGGGGGCAAGAUUGUGGGCUCGCUGUGUGCCAUCGCCGGGGUCCUCACCAUUGCCCUGCCCGUCCCGGUCAUAGUCUCCAACUUCAACUACUUCUACCACCGGGAGACCGAGCAGGAGGUGCAGGUGGCCCUGAAGGAAGAACAAGGCAGCCAGAGCCGGGGGUCUGGACCAGACGCUGGAGGCCAGCGCAAGGCCAGCUGGAGCAAGGCUUCUCUGUGCAAGCCUGGGGGAUCCCUGGAGAGCUCAGACAGUACCCGCAGGGCCAGCUGCCCCUUGGAGAAGUGUAACCUCAAGGCCAAGAGCAAUGUGGAUUUACGGAGGUCCCUGUAUGCACUCUGCCUGGACAGCAGCCGGGAAACAGACUUGUGAAAGGAGUGCCAGGCAGACCGGUAGCAGUAGGGUGGGAGCUGGGGUGACCUCCUGAGCCUGGGGAUUCGCGUGACACCGCUGAGUAUUCCAAGCCCGCCUUGUCACUGAAGUCUGCCUCUCUCCUUCUGUCCUCCCUCCCUACAGCCCCUCACUUCUCCUCUUCUUUCCAUGACACUAAGGGUUGCCUAUUUUUAAAAAGUACCACAUUCCAUGACGCAGGAGCUGUUGAAAUGGCAAGCACCAUGAGAUGGAUGUAUUUGUAGUGAGUUUCCUAUACCCAGCAGAGGGAUAACCCAAACAGAAAUGACUUUAAAUAGCCCACAUCCCGAGGGAUUUUGUAGCCCUCCCCCUCCAUGUGUUCCUAAUUUGCUUUACAUAUGGUUAUAUUUGUGUAUAGGGGGAAAAUAUUAUUUUUAUGGCCAGUGAGUAGAUUUUUGUACUGUAGUUCAGAGAGAAAGUAUUUGUAUAUAUUCUCAAGAUAUAUAUUGAAUUAUUGAAUUUAUGGAUGACCGAGCUGUUGUGAUGUUUUCCUGGGAUACUAAGAGCCCCAGAUCGAAGCAAAGCUGCUCUGGUUUCUGUGGCUCCAAACCUCUCUUUUUGGGGAUGUGACAUUGGUGCUUUGCAGCUAGGUAAGGAAUGGUCCAGAAGAAAGGCAAAUCUGACUUUUCUGUGCGCCUUUAACAAUUCUCUUAACUUUCUUCAGUAAGCAUUUUACAGAUGUUGUAGGAAGACUUCUGAUAAUUCAUUCUCUUUAUUUUUAAUCCCAAGAAAUAAAAUUUGACUUGGCUAAGGCAA